This is a messenger RNA of Wallemia ichthyophaga EXF-994, 348 nucleotides long. RefSeq names its product Chromatin-remodeling complex subunit ies6. The record is from RefSeq and is a predicted model, not a curated record. The transcript has a single exon. Gene Ontology annotation, cellular component: Ino80 complex. Bases 1 to 348 code for a protein of 115 amino acids. NCBI's taxonomy places the organism in Eukaryota, Fungi, Basidiomycota, Wallemiomycetes, Wallemiales, Wallemiaceae. Gene Ontology annotation, biological process: chromatin remodeling.
AUGGCCAUCGAGAGGGAGCGCGAGAGGCAGCAGUUAGAAGGUCUCAAAGAGGGAAGACAGCGACUGGAGGAUGUUAAGAAUGGCCUUGUACAGGCCACUGAAGAUGAGAUUCAGCAACUCUCUUCACUUCCCGAGAAUCUCACAAAUUGGUUCACUAUUGAGUGUCCCCCUUCACUUCUCCCACCUGGCAAAUACUGCGAUGUCACUGGUCUUUUGGGUGAAUACACGGAUCCUCGCACACGCCUGCGUUAUAAUAGCAUGCAGGUUUAUGACGUCAUCAAGACACUCCAGCCGUCGUCUGUCCAGCAAUUUCUGGCAAUACGCAGGUCUGAGACUGUGUUGAAGUAG